Messenger RNA from Linum trigynum, 2695 nucleotides. NCBI's taxonomy places the organism in Eukaryota, Viridiplantae, Streptophyta, Magnoliopsida, Malpighiales, Linaceae. The record is from the annotation of a GenBank genome assembly.
UAAUGCUCUGUAAGAGUAUGGAACUUGGAAGCUAGCAUAAAGAAUGGUUCACAGUUGCACCAAGAUAUUAUCAGGGUUAUAUAUAGGAAUAGAGAAGUGGUAUAUGAUUUAUUAUCGAAGCUCAUCCAACAAUUCAAUAUUAUUGAUAACAAAAAUAAACAAAGCAGCAAGAAGAAAAAAUUAUCACCCAAGGGUUGCUUACAAGCUACAAGGAGCUCACUUAGCGAUGCUCCGAUGAGUUGGAACAAUUGCACUCCAAUUGGGGGGGGGGGGGGGGGGGGGGGGGGGGGGGGGGGGGGGGGGAAGGUCAUGAUAGCAUUGUUUAAAAACUCAAUAGGUGGCCAAAGGUCAAAAUAUUCCUAUUGGACAUCGAGCUGAGAAAGGAAGAGGCGACAGUGGAAUGCCCUUUCUACAAUCUAGAGGAAACCCAGAAUCAUAUAUUGAGGGAAUGUCAGUGGGCAAUUCACAUUUGGAGAUCGUCCAUGUUCAGACCACUAUUAGAGCUAGAACCUAACCUAUCAUCUAGCAGUUGGCUAUGUGCAGUAAUGGAUCGAACGGAGGAUGAAAUGCUAGAGAAACUAAGCAUCAUUUUGUGGUCGAUCUGGAAUGAACGAAAUAAUCAGAUGUUCAAUAAGGAAAAAGCGGAGGAAUGGGAAAUCAUUCGUCGUGCCCUAGACUAUUGGGAAGAGUUUAAAUCGCACCAUACUUUGGAGAAGGAGGAAAGAUCAGAGUGGAAGAAUACCUGGAAAAAACCUCAUGUAUCGAUAAUGAACCGGCCCAUACCAUGGCCCAUUUGGCAUGUAUCUGGGACCAAACAGAAUUCUUGACCAUAAGACCUCCUAUUGCUAUCCUUUCUUCUUUGGUGAAGGAUGACAUAAUUUAUGAAUAAAAUUAGAGAAAUUUUACAAUGCUAUAUAGUAUUGGUGCUAUAGGGUUUUGCCUCUAUGGUACAACUUAAAAUUGUACAUUUACGUUAUGAUACAACUUCAGAUUGUACCUAUACUUUUUGUACAAAUUCUUUUAUGGUACAACUUGAACUUGUACAUUUAUGUGAUGGUACAACUUCAAGUUGUAAAGUUGUACCAUAACAUAAUGAUACAAAUUGCUUUAUGGUACAACCUAAACUUAUACAUUUAAUGUUAUGGUACAACUUUAAGCUGUACUUUAAAGCACCAAUACUAUAUAGCAUAGUAGAAGUGCUCAUAAAAUUACAGGUUUCUAUAAAAAAAAAACUCAAUAGGUUUUUGCUUUACAUUAUCGAAGGGCCAAAUAGAAGUUACAUUAACCAGGUUGUAACAAAGGAGAAUAGGCAAAUGGAUCUUAUGACAUCAAUGUUUCAACCACAAAUUAAGGUUGCCACUAACACCAUUGAAAAUACAAUAUUGUGAAAAGAAAAAGAGAAUUCACGACUAUUUACUACAAACAAACGGGCUAAAAGGACACCAAAACGGACCAUAAAUGGAAUAACCACACCCGGCCAACUGGCCGGGCAAAGUGCUAGUUUGAAAUGGAGAAAAGUUCACAAAACUCUACCAUAUAUUAUUGGAGGACGCCACCAAUCACUCGACUCGUGGAAAGGGAAAGAGAAAGACCCUUUGCUCCCUUGAGGUCUGAGGGUAUAUAAAUUGUUUUCCUCGUAUCUUCUACUCUACGGUCUACCCCACCACCAUCAAGCACAAAACCCUUACCCAGCCAAAACCCCAUUUCCUUACACCGUUCCCUUUCCCGGGCUUUCUUGGACAAAAAUGGUGGCCGGCAACGGAAAGAAAUCCAAGCUCAAUGAAGAGCAGCAACACCCUCCUGCUGAUCAUAUUGAUGUGGAGCUUCAACUCUCACUUGAGAAGUUAAAAGACGUCCAGGAUGAGCUCGACAAGAUCCAUGAGGAAGAGAGUGACGAAGUCUUGGCAAUUGAACAGAAGUAUAACGAGGUCCGCAGACCCAUCUACCUCAAUAGGAAUGAGCUCAUAAAGUCUAUGCCUGACUUCUGGUUGACGGCUUUCAUGAGUCAUCCUGCUCUUGGUGAUCUCCUGACUGGUGACGAUGACCAUGAGAUCUUAAAGUAUGUGGAGUCCCUUGAUGUUGCUGAUUUCAAGGAUCUGAAAACUGGCUACUCCAUCACAUUUAAUUUCAAGGAGAACCCUUAUUUCCAUGACACAAAGCUAACAAAAACCUACAAUUUCUCGGAUGAUGGCACAACUAAGAUAACUGGUACAGACAUCAAGUGGAAGGAGGGCAGGGACCCUGCCAAAAACGGAGUUGAUGAUGAGAAAAAGAAGGGAAACAAGCGACCUUGGACUGAGACGAGCUUUUUCGGUUGGUUUGGUGAAACUGAGCAGGACAUCUCCGAACUUCAGGAUGAUGUGUCGGAGAUAAUCAAGGAGGAUCUGUGGCCGAAUCCCCUGAAGUACUUCAACAUGGACGCUGAUGAAGAGGAUUCUGAUGAAGAUGAGGAGGAAAGUGGUGAUGAUGGUGACGGGGAAGAUGAUGCAGGCGAAGAUGGCGUCAAGGAAGAGUAGUGGAGCUUUAAUCUCCCACCAGUUAGUUCAUUUAGUUGAGCAUUAGCUUUCUUUACCAGACUCUGGAGAAGCAUUAUGAGUUAGGAUUUAGGAAAUGCAGGAAGUUCAGUAGAGUAGUUGCCUAGUGAAGCUACAGCAGUUUGCGUAUAUUUGGAACCCUGUAUGCUGGAUCAUUACAA